AUGCCGCCCCGCCGUCGCUCGACCUCCGGCUACUGCGGCGUCCGCGCGCGGCUGAACGGUACCUUCUACGCCGAGAUCCCCUCCGGCGAUGAGCGCAUCGGGCUGGGCAUGUUCGAGACGGCGCACGAGGCGACGCGCGCCUACGACGCAGUCGCCUGGCGCCUCGGCUGCUUCCGCCGCACCAUGAACUUCCACGACGUGUGGACACGGGAGCAGGCGGAAGCGCUCGCGCCGCCACCUCCGGCCGUCACGCGCGAGCAGCAGCGGCGCCACCGCGAGCUCGAGCAGCGGCUCGUCAUCGUGGAGCGCGACGAGCGCCUCCGCCUCGAGUGGGCGUGGUAG
Messenger RNA from Lolium rigidum, 342 nucleotides. Its product is annotated as dehydration-responsive element-binding protein 1E-like. The record is from RefSeq and is a predicted model, not a curated record. The transcript has a single exon. Gene Ontology annotation, molecular function: DNA-binding transcription factor activity; DNA binding. The coding region runs from base 1 to 342 and encodes 113 amino acids. NCBI's taxonomy places the organism in Eukaryota, Viridiplantae, Streptophyta, Magnoliopsida, Poales, Poaceae. Gene Ontology annotation, biological process: regulation of DNA-templated transcription.